Messenger RNA from Dioscorea cayenensis subsp. rotundata (Guinea yam), 1134 nucleotides. RefSeq names its product putative disease resistance protein At1g50180. Gene Ontology annotation, molecular function: ADP binding. Bases 1 to 1134 code for a protein of 377 amino acids. The record is from RefSeq and is a predicted model, not a curated record. The transcript has 7 exons. NCBI's taxonomy places the organism in Eukaryota, Viridiplantae, Streptophyta, Magnoliopsida, Dioscoreales, Dioscoreaceae.
AUGGGUGAAUCUGUGGCCUCACAAGUGCUGCAUAAACUUACAGAGUUGGUGGUACAUGAAGCCAUCUUCAUGUUUGGAGUGAGAAAGAAGUUUGAGGGGAUGAAGGCAGAGCUCGAGUAUAUCAAGUGCUUCCUCAGGGAUGCUGAUGCCAAAAAAAGGAAGAAUGAAACGAUCAAGAAAUGGGUGCAUGAUAUCAUUGACAUGUCCUACCAAGCUGAGGAUGCCAUUGAUUCAUUUCUCCUCUUGGUCCAGCAGCCCACACAAUUCCCCUGCUUCCUUGACUGCAUCACUAGUAUCACACCUUGUCAGUUGAUGGAAUGGCAUAGGAAUGGUGUGGAUAUUGACAAAAUAAAAGAAAGGAUCAAAGAGAUAAAGUCCCUUACAGCGGAGUAUGGCAUUCAAAGCUUAGGGGAUGAUGCGGAGAAUGUGAAUACAUCACUGAGGAGAAGACACUCACCAUCCGAAGCUGAGAAUGUGGACAUGAGAACCCCCAUGCUGGACCGGAACAGUGCCAUCCCAGCAUCCAUGCUGCGCGUCCUUCUUCUCACCAUGCCUCAACUUCAUCCCAACCACGCUGUGCGAGGACAUUUUCCUCUGCGCAUUUGGAUUGUUGUCACUCAUUUCAGUGGACCAGUUGAGCUUUUGGCAAAGCUAAUUCAAGAUGUUACAGUGCGAAGAUUGUUUGGGUUUGUGAUGAACAGAAGCAGAGUCUUGGUCACCACCCGGUUUAAGGAUAUUGCCAUGCAAGAAGACCCAAACCCUUGUGAACUCCGUUUCUUGAAUGACGAUGAGAGUGUGGAGCUUCUUCUCAAAAAGGCAUUUCCGUAUCAAAAUGUAGAGACAAAUUGUCCUAAAGAAUUGAUUGAUCUUGCACCACAGCUAGCAAAAAAUGAGGUGGCUUAUCUCUUGCUCUAUCUGUUCUCGGCGGUCAUCUCUCUAUCAAGGAGAACACUCCGAUCAUGUGAUAUCAGUGACCAUGUUAGUCAAGCUCUAGGUUGCAGAAAGAAUGAGGCAGAAAAGGAUGGUUUCCUCAAAAUUUAUACUGGUAGAGCAAGUUCUUAUACAAAUGUUGGUCGUCUUACUAUCUACUAUAGUAGAGACAACACUGAUGUGCAGAUUCAUGAUCAGAGCUAA